This is a messenger RNA of Macroventuria anomochaeta, 1862 nucleotides long. Its product is annotated as FAD/NAD(P)-binding domain-containing protein. The transcript has 4 exons. Bases 15 to 1862 code for a protein of 615 amino acids. The record is from RefSeq and is a predicted model, not a curated record. Gene Ontology annotation, molecular function: oxidoreductase activity. NCBI's taxonomy places the organism in Eukaryota, Fungi, Ascomycota, Dothideomycetes, Pleosporales, Didymellaceae.
UGCCAGUCGUAAACAUGGCGGCUAGACCUGGAGAAAAGAAGAGAGUGCUAGUUGUGGGCGCUGGUGCUGCUGGCAUGUCAUGUGCUCAUCACCUCGCUGAACACCCAGAUAAAUUCGAUGUAACCCUUAUCGAUGCAGUUGACUACUGUGGAGGACAGGCCUUCUCGAUCCCACUUGACAAAGAACGCCAUGGAGCCAGCUGGUUAAACCAAGGUGUUCAGGGUGGAAGUUACAUCUUUCACCACACCAUGACCAUGUUCGCACGACAAGGCCACCGCGCCGAUCCCGUCAACCUGCACGUUUCCUUUGGGAAAGAUGACAUUUUCUGGACCAACGUCUUCCCUACUGAGUUGCUCGCCCGACACCAAGGAGAGAUCAAGCGAUUCAAGCGCAUGAUGACAUUCUCUCGUUGGUUUGAAGUCAUUUUCGCCCUGAUACCCAUCAAGUACAUGUUUAAGCUCUGGAUGUUUUCUGAGGAGUUCACCAACACCGUCGCUAUGCCUAUGAUUGCCCUGUUCCUUGGAACUGGAAACGAAACACCGAAUGUCCCGUUCAUUGUUCUGGAGCGCCUCUGCACAAGUCCGACAUACGGCUUGUGGUACCCACCGGACGAGCAUAGCAUUGCAAGUAAUCUGCCGCCUAUGGUUGUCUUCCCAAAGUUUACCGAAUUCUAUGGAAAGUGGAAAGAUGAUCUGAUUUCGAAGGGCGUGAAUGUCAGACUUUCGACUGAGGUCACAAGAGUGGUCAAGCGAGACAAGGAUGGUGUGAUUGUGAAGACUAUCAAGCGUACGCCAGUUCCGGACGGUCACAACCCCAACAGCUCUUGGGUGCCCAACGACCCUGUCAAUGCCGAUCAAAACAUCAAGGAAGAGACCGAGCACUACGAUGAGAUCGUUCUUUGCGUUCUCGCCGACACUGCUAAGCGCAUCCUCGCGCCGUGUGCCUCUCUCCGCGAGAAGAAGGUUCUUGGAUCCGCCAAAUUCUCUGAUGAUAUUACCAUCACCCACUGGGAUAGCGACUACAUGAAGAAGCAUUACGAGAAUUUCUACGACGAGAACAAGGCCGUCUCCAGCCUUUCUGGCGUCGAUCAAUCCCAAAGACUCAAGUACGCAAAGGAUUCGUUCAAGCCCAUGUACUACAUCAAGAUGUACCCCGAGGACCGCUCGAAACUGGAGAUGUGCUUCGACUGCACAAAUUAUCAGAGCCAGUUUCCACCAGACAUGCCAUUCGACAGGCAUGUAUUCCAGACUAUCUACCUGAACAAGCACCGCGACGGCCACCUUUGGAGCAGCGAAGAAAUCAACAAGGACAAGAUCAUCCGACAAGAUUGGUGGCACCAGCUAUGCCACUCAUGGACUCAUUACCUCUUCGUCGUUCCUUGGGUGUGGCUGCUCCAGGGCCGCAAGAAUACCCGUUUCGCCGCUGCUUGGACGCUCAUCAACGCCCACGAAGUCGCUGUCAUGUCUGGUAUCGCUGCUGCUGUCGACCUUGGAGCUAAGUACCCUGAGGAUCUUGAGCGCGACAAAUUUGCUCUCCUGAGUUUCCGACUUUAUUACCUGCUCACUUACGGCAAGUGGUAUAAGAGGCACGCGACUAAACAGACCAAGGACGGUCCUGGAAAGGACUGGGCAAGUGGCUGGUAUGGCAGCGUCUACAGGGGCCCUGGUGUUGGUACUACAGACAGGAAGCAGUGGAGAGAAGAGAACAAGAUUCAAGACGAAGGUCCUGCGUAUGACUGGCCGGUCGAUGCUGGUGCGCGUCACAGAACACGCUCCGAGGCUUUUGGCCAGCAAAGGGUAGUCUGGUGGAAAGGUCGACUACACACGAGAGCGAUGGACUGUAUCGAGGAACAGAUCCGAUAA